UCUUCACCUUUCUGACGUGCCGACUACUUCAAGCAACACAGCAGAGAGUGAGCCAGCACAUGAGCCAGAUCAGAACCCCCCGCAUUCGGACCUAACUGCCAGCUUUGACAUCACACGUCAAGACAUCGAAGACGAACCAGAAUUAGCUGAAGAUUCUCUACAUGAGCCUAGACUUCCCAGUGCCAUUUUAGAGGACAGGCCUGUGACCUACACCUUGGUGGAGCAGGGGUCACAGCGUGGUGGGCCCAGACUAGUAAGCAGCGACGGCUACGAAUAUACCAAGAAGGUUUCAAAGGGCAACUUUACAUACUGGCGAUGCUCGAAACGCUCAAAAAGUCUGCAUUGUCCGGCAACUGUUUCGCAGAAGGGAGGCGAGUUCAAGCUCAACUCCCGAGAGCACACCCACCAGGCAGACAAGGCUGCGCUAAAGAAAGUGUUAAUACAGAAGGAGGUUAAACUUACUUCACUAGAAGCCGUGCACUGCCCUGCCCGGCGCAUUGUCGAGGACGUUAUGCUAGCUCACCAUGAACCGGGAGGCCACGAACUACCUAAAUUGGAAAAUUUAAAGCGCAUGGCGAACAAGGCCCGAGCAGACCUCAGACCGACAGAACCUCGGGCGCUUGACUUUGAAAUAGACACAGACUAUUUGAAAUUGAAUGAUUUCCUUGUCGGAGAUGUACGUCUAGACAAUCAGCGACACCUCAUUUUUGCAUCACCCAUCCAAUUGGAGCUGCUGCAAAAAGCAAAACGGUGGUUUUGCGAUGGCACGUUUAAGAUAGUCACUGCCCCGUUCCAGCAAAUGUGGUCAAUCCACGUAUUUAUACGAAAAGGGGCAAGCAUUAAGCAGGUUCCUCUUGUGUUCUGCCUAAUGUCAAGGAGAAAAACAAGAGACUAUGAAGCGGUGUUUCAGAAGCUGAAGGAAUGUAUUCCUGUCCCACAGGUCCAGGGAUUUGUGAUGGACUUUGAGAAAGGUGCCUGGAAGGCAAUUCGUAAUGAAUUUCCAAAUGCGCGCAUCAAGGGAUGCGCAUUUCAUUUUAGCCAGGCAGUGUGGCGGAAGACCAUGGAGCUCGGACUGAAGACAACAUACAGCCUCCGAGGACAGGAGUAUAGGUAUAUACGUAGGCCUGAUGGCAUUGCACAUUUUUACCUGCUGCUUGAACAUCAGCGCCUCUUCAACACUGGAAACAGAAGGGAGCCAGAUACCUCACUUCAUCAACUGGUAGAGGUACUUCAGUGA
This is a messenger RNA of Priapulus caudatus, 1237 nucleotides long. RefSeq lists its product as uncharacterized. The record is from RefSeq and is a predicted model, not a curated record. NCBI's taxonomy places the organism in Eukaryota, Metazoa, Priapulida, Priapulimorpha, Priapulimorphida, Priapulidae.